Camarhynchus parvulus is the source of this 5361-nucleotide messenger RNA. RefSeq names its product syntaxin binding protein 4 (gene STXBP4). Gene Ontology annotation, molecular function: syntaxin binding. Gene Ontology annotation, biological process: insulin receptor signaling pathway; regulation of insulin secretion involved in cellular response to glucose stimulus. Bases 276 to 2438 code for a protein of 720 amino acids. The transcript has 23 exons. Gene Ontology annotation, cellular component: cytoplasmic vesicle. NCBI's taxonomy places the organism in Eukaryota, Metazoa, Chordata, Aves, Passeriformes, Thraupidae. The record is from RefSeq and is a predicted model, not a curated record.
UGCCUUGUGCGCCCCUCAGAACGCGCUGAGCGAGGGGGUCCCGGCGGAGCCUCCUGUGGCUGCUCCCGCCUCGCUCGCCAGCGGGACGGCUCGGGCACAGGUUGUGUACGAGGUAACUGGAGCAGCCCACAGGCCGGCGGGGUUCUACGGCUCCGGUUACCCGCACCGAGUGGGCUGUGCUGGACGGGAGUGGCACCGAAAGGCCGGCCAGGAGCGCGGUCACCGGGAGGGGCGGUUGUCCCACAGGUACACCGCACCUGAGUGCUUCUAAGAAGAUGUCCAGUACAGAUCCCCUCACAAAUACAGAGAAGGAGACCAUUAUGGGCCCUCAUGGAAUAAAUCGAGCUGUUCACCGCAUCUCUUUCUCUGAUUGCCAGAAUGGAUUAGGAGUUAAAAUUAUUGGAGGUUAUCGGGCGCAAACAGCAGAAGAUUAUGGGAUUUUCAUAAAGAGAAUUCUACCUGGGGGGGUGGCUGCUAUAGAUAGCCGUCUGCUCACUGGGGACCUAAUUCUGGAUGUCAAUGGAGAAAACCUGGUUGGAGUAACAAAUGAAAGGGCUGUUGACAUCUUGAGAACAGCCUCAGCCUCUAAUCACAUGUCUCUGCUCGUUGCUAGAGAUGAAGAAGCAAAGAAAGAAUUUCAUGACCUAAUGGAUAAGUAUGGCUCUCACAGUGACACAACCUCUGCAAGAACUUCUCCAACACAUCAUUUAGCUGCGAAAUCUAGAGACAGCCUUUCUUCUGGGUCAUCCUCAAGGUCACAGAGUCCUCAGUUGCAGCUGAAGGAUAACAUCACCAGCAGCAGCAGAAAUAACUCUGUCUCACCACCAUCCCCAAAGCCUCCAAAUGACAGUGCAUUUCAGAUUAUCUCUGUUUGCAAAGGAACCAGCCUAGGUUUGAAUAUUGUGGGAGGAAUUAACAGAAAUGAAGGGCCUUUGGUGUAUAUUCAAGAAAUUAUCCCUGGUGGUGAUUGCCAUAAGGAUGGACGAUUGAAACCUGGGGAUCAGCUUGUGUCCAUCAACAAAGAGUCCAUGAUUGGAGUCUCCUAUGAAGAGGCAAAAAGUAUAAUCAACAGAACAAAGAUGAGGUUUGAAAAUUUUUGGGAGAUAGCUUUUAUUAGGCAGAAAAACAUACACAGUUUUCCACAGAAUCUGCAGCAUCCUUUCAGCCUCUUAACAUCUUCUGUAGCACAUGGAGAGCAACAGGCUGCAACACUUGGUCCUCUUCCCUCUCCUACUGGGAGGCUGGUUUCACCAUUCCCUCCAAAUGCUAUGGAAACUGGAGUCAAGAUGGGAGGGCAAUCUCCAAUUACUGCUCUAGACAGCAAUCCUGCUGAUGUGUCUGCCACGGUUAUUGCCCCCAGCCAGAAUGAUGAUUAUGAGCCCCAAGGAAAGAACUUGAGUAUUCAUCUCAAAACAGAAAAACUGGAGAGGGCACUGAAUUAUCUUGGGAUUCAGCUCACAGAUGAACAGCAGCAAGCCCUAAGGCAGCAACUUCAUAAAGAUUCUAAAGGAACAGUGUCUUUUGGAGAUUUCAUUGAAGUUUCAAGGAAUCUGUUGUCUGUGCAAUCAAAUGAAACUGAUGACAGCCACAAAUCUGAAACCUUUGGGAUGAGUGAAGUUGCCAGCUUACAGGACUCACAGUUUGUAACCUGUGAUUCCUUGGAGGAUGAUGUGGAAAAACUUAAGAAAGAAAGAAAUGAAGCUUUAAAAGAAAUUAGCAAAUUAAAGGAAGAAUUGUCUGAAUCUGUGAACUUACAGAAGCAGUUAGCAGAGCAGCUACAAGUAGUCAAGCAAGAAGCCAAGGCAGCUGUGGAGGAGACAAGAGCCCUGCGCAGCAGAAUUCACCUUGCAGAGGCUGCUCAGAGGCAGGCCCGGGGGAUGGAGCUGGACUAUGAAGAGGUGAUUCGCCUCUUAGAGGCUGAAAUUGGAGAGCUGAAGGCUCAGCUCACUGAGCAUUCUGGCCAAAAUAAAGAGAGCAUUCACGACUUGAGAAAGAGGGUUACAGUGCUUGACUGCCAGCUGCGGAAAUCCGAGUCGGCCAGGAAGACCUUUGAGGUGGCCACUGAAAAAUUGCUACAAUUUGUAGAGGUUGUACAUGAAAUACUUUCGGAUAACUCUACUUCCUCAACAAUUUUAAGUGACAGGAGAACGUUGUCCACUAAAGCACUUCUGGCUCGGCUGGGAAGGGUCGGACCUACUGUCACAGCAGCUCUUGCAGCAGAAGCCAGGGACCUUGCCAAGUCUGUCCGUGCCAUUUUGGAAGUAGAUUGUCUGCCUUAUGGAUGGGAAGAAGCUUAUACAGCUGAUGGAAUCAAAUAUUUUAUCAACCACGUGACCCAGACCACGUCCUGGAUCCACCCCGUCACCAGCGCUCUGAGCUUGCUUUGCUCCGAGGAGGAGGAGGAUGGGAUCAGAGACCUUCCCGGGCCCAAGAGCUGAGACCAGCUGUGGACAGAGAGUAGUUUGUCUGGUUUUAGUCCCUUAGUGAGCAGAUGCACAGGUUUUAAUCUACCUGCUUUCUAGUGUAAUGUAGUAGUACCUGGUGACAUUUCUCCUCAUCAAGGUGGGGGAAGUUCUGCUAGUUUUGAGAUGGGUUUGUUGAUGUGUGCUACAAAGGAUGCAGGUGCCACAGGAGUCCUUAAUGUGCCCCAUUUUGGUGUGCCAGGGAUCAGUCUCACCUUAGCGCCCAGUCCCAUCUUUUCAUGAUUUCCCCACAGACCCAUCAUUUCCCUGACCUGAAGCAGAAUUUUCCAGGUCAGCUGAAAUUUUCACAGCUCUGAGCAACUUGAGAUUUAAGGUGAGACCACUGGUGGUAGAUUCCAGCUGAUGGUUGACUGAGAGAUGCAAAGUGAGAUGGGGUUUUUGAACCAAAGUUAAUGAGAAUAAUGGGGAUAAUUUAACUGAAAACUCAUAUUUCUAUGGGAAAAAUCUUCAAAUAAGUUUUGCUACUAGAAAUUUAGUGAUUUAUUAUGAAUAUUGGAGCCCUGAUGACUUUUUAAACAAAUACUUACUAAGAUUGGUUGUUGAGAUUUAGAAAAUGUGUCUUUGAUAAGUUGUCAAGUAAAAAGAAGGUUUUCAUAGAGGACAUCAUACUCUGACAACAGUAUGAGGCAAUAUGAAAAUUAUUCUACUUUUGUAUUCUGCUGAACUGAUACAGACACACAUCAAAUACUUCAGUGGAAGCUGUGAAGUUUCAAGUACAAUGAAACCUGUGAAACCACCUCCAGGAUCAGCAGAAAUCAGUCACCUCCUCAGAACUGGUCUUUUAAGUAGAACAAAAUCAUUUUGUACACAUCAGUGAUGUUUUAAAGAGGAUAAAGAAAAUGAUGGGGGGUGCAAGUUAAUGAACAGGUUUCUCUGUACCUCAAUAGCACAGGAUAUUUUAAAUCUCAUUAUUCACAGCACAAUGUCUGAUGUCAGCUUUGUCAAAUGUAUGAUUCUGUGCUACAUUUUUCUGGAGGCUCUUUUAUAUGUGUGUUGUGUAUAUAAUGGUGGGUGUUACUAAUGAAUGAGACAGACCUGAACCUGCAGAAGCACUGAUGGAUAUGCCAAAGGAAAUCUCUAUCUCUGCUUCAGUCCAGGAGGGAGAAGGGGAUUGUGGCAGUGUGAGGAGGGCACAGGCUGCAGUCACAUUUUUUGAGGUCUGUCUUCAGCAGGUGUGGCAUUGGAGUUAAGAAUCCUUGUCCUCUGAGGAAUGAAUAUCAAAACCAGACUCACUCUCAGUUCUGGUGCCUUGAUCAUGCUCUCUGUCCUCAGCAGUUCAGAGCUGUGCCAGGUCAGGCUCACUGGAACAGUUGAUCCUUUUGAACCAAAAUAAUUCACCUUUUUUUGAAAUCCAAGUCAGGCCUCUGAAUAGCAGCCCAGUAAUCUCCUGCACUUGGCCAGAGAGCUGGAGAGCACAUCACCAAAUGUUCUUCCUGAAGCUCACAAAAGAGGCCUUUACAGGCUUUGCAGGAAGUAGAUGUCAGGGUAUAUUGAAUAAGCAAAUAGGAAAAAUUUGUUUUGUACUUUCAACUAGGUCAGACCCAAAUUAUCUGUGAAUCUACACAGGUGGUGUGGAUUAGGGAAAAAAAGCUUGCUCAGCAGACCUACAGUAACUUACAUUUCUAAGAAAACUUCUCCUAGCAAUAACACAUGAAUGGUUUAGCCAUAUUUGCUCCAGUGGCUCCUGCAUGCUCCACAGCCUCCUUUGUGCUCCCAGAGAGCUCAGGCCAAAGGGACAGAGCAUGUGCUUCAGUUUCAGGCUUGGACACUCCAGAAGCAUUUUUAUUUAAAUCCCUUUUCUCAGAAUGGCACAGACUCAUGACGUACAGAAGAUAUGUCAUCUGAAUUCCUUGUGGUAUUGCUGUAGUAGUCAUUUGGAUGCUUUAGGACAGCACUUUCUGUUCAUCCUUCAGUGAUACCCAGCCUGCACACAGAUUCCAGGUCCCCAGUCCUGCUCAGGAGAGGUUUGAGCCACCACUGCCUCUUGCAGCCUCGUGGCUGUGUCAGCCAGCUGGGUGCUCCAAAGGGGAGCAGCUCUUUAGGGAUGGGGAGUGUGGCUCAGGCAGGCUCUGCAGAGCAGGGGCUCCAUGGAGAGAGCUCAGAGCUGUCCUGCUGGAUCAGCUGCAGGGGGACGGCUCUGCACGUGCUGCCCUGCUGUGCACGGGGACAAUCUGCCUGCUCCUCUCACUGCCACCUCCCACAGACCCCCGUGUGGCACAAACCUGCAGCCUCUUCCUCUCUCUCUCUCUCUCUUACAAACUUGCCUAGAAAUUAAAGAUGUUAGAAAUAGAUCUCUGCAUCUCUUCAGCUGCUCCAGUGAGCGUUUCCCUCUUCAGAUAAUCCACCAGUUCACAUUCUCUGGGGUUGAGAAUACAUUUUCUUACCUACGAUCUCCAAAUGUUCCAAUCUAUUUUUGUACACUGGUAUACUUGUUUCCUAGGUUAUUUCUCUUGAUCUCCCCUUAUCUCUUCGUUUAUGUGAAAUAGUUUUGUGAAAAUUAUUUUACUUAAGCUGAACUGUGUAUAUUGAGAAAAUGGUUCUAGCAUAACUUGGAACAGAAUUUGUAAAGAGCAGUUGUCAACAUAUGCAACACUGUAAAGGCAAAUUUUCAUUUUUAUUCCUGAAUUUAAAAAAUUACGUGGAAAAUAUACUAAAGUGCAUGUGAUAGCCUUUAAAUUAAUAAAACUACACCUUUAUAUUGUAAUGAAUCUGUCCCACAUAACAUUCUCCAUCUGUUGAAAAGCCUCUUGUAACAGAUUGCUUUAGGAAUGGUUUGGUUCAUUUCUGACACUCAGGAGGUGCCUGGUGCCACGGAGGUAAAGAAAGGAAAAUCCUUUAAGAAAAAUAUUUGUGGUUGUGGAACAGGCUGGGCUGUGCA